Aricia agestis (brown argus) is the source of this 1021-nucleotide messenger RNA. It is a transcript of the gene Trax, whose product is annotated as translin-associated protein X. Bases 137 to 982 code for a protein of 281 amino acids. Gene Ontology annotation, cellular component: cytoplasm; nucleus. Gene Ontology annotation, molecular function: RNA endonuclease activity; sequence-specific DNA binding; RNA binding. The record is from RefSeq and is a predicted model, not a curated record. NCBI's taxonomy places the organism in Eukaryota, Metazoa, Arthropoda, Insecta, Lepidoptera, Lycaenidae. The transcript is spliced from 4 exons.
CAAAAAGUGUUGUUUGCUGCUGAUAGUUUUGCUGUUAUUUUUCAGUUUUCGCAUUUAACUUAAAAAUAAUUUAAAGCACAUCUGUCAGAAAGUUUAAUAAUUGUUAAUUGACCUGAAAAACGCUUAUUUAUUAAAUAUGUCGGGACGAGGGAGAUAUCGUGGUAAGCGGCAUGACAACCAUCACACGCUGUCAGCAGUAGCAAAAGAGACUGUGAGCUCUCUUUCAAGCGAUAGUCCCGUGCUGGCUAUGUUUAAAUCGAUCUCCAACAAACUGAACGGUCGUCAGGAUAGGCAUGAGAGACUGGUCAAACUCUCGAGAGACAUAACAAUUGAGAGCAAGAGGAUCAUAUUCCUUUUACAUUCAGCUAUCACUGAGGAGGCAGCCCAAAAAGCAGUCAAAGAAGCUAAUGAAAGAUUACAAAAACUAAUAAAUGGUCCAAUCAAAAACAUUGCUUUGGAACUUGAGAAUAGCCCAGCGUACUUACAUAGCCGUGCUGUGACUGCAGGAUUUCAAGAGUUUAUUGAAGCCAGAACUUUCUGUUCACUCAUGGAAAAUAAAGAAAUUAUACCAUGGGCUGAUGUUCAGAAGGAACUUACGUAUACAGUGAAGUCCACAGAAGAUGAAGGGAUAGAAAGAAGUGUUGUUACAAUGUUAACACCCAACGAUUACAUGUUGGGAAUAGCUGAUCUCACUGGAGAGUUGAUGAGGAAGGCCAUCAAUAGUAUAUCCAGCGGUGACAGCAAAGAAUGCUUCUAUGCAUGUCAGGUCGUUAGGGAACUGUAUACAGGAUAUCUAGGUUUGUUUGGUGCAGGCAAAGACUUAGGUCGAAAGAUGUCUGUGACCCGAGCCAACGUAUUUAAGGUUGAGACUGCAGUGUACGCGCUACAGGUGCGAGGCGGUGAAGCACCACCCACACUGCUUGUGGCCAACAAGCAGGAUUGGGAGCACCGAGAGCAUUCCGACGAUGAGGGAUACUUUUGAGUUUAAUAAUACAUAAAAAAUGUUUUACAAAAGCUUUUA